GACACGCCUGACACGGACGUGCUCACGGCAAACCACUUUUCGUACUUCGCCACGGCCACCUACGACGGCAUCGCGGAGGCUAAGGCGGUGGGCACACCUACCUAUCCAGACGCGUCGCAGUGGAUGAGUUCUUUGAUUACCAAGGAGAACGCCAAGCUCCAAGAG
Prorocentrum cordatum is the source of this 165-nucleotide messenger RNA. NCBI's taxonomy places the organism in Eukaryota, Dinophyceae, Prorocentrales, Prorocentraceae. The record is from the annotation of a GenBank genome assembly.